This is a messenger RNA of Electrophorus electricus (electric eel), 3125 nucleotides long. RefSeq names its product mediator complex subunit 16 (gene med16). Lineage: Eukaryota; Metazoa; Chordata; Actinopteri; Gymnotiformes; Gymnotidae. Gene Ontology annotation, molecular function: protein binding. The record is from RefSeq and is a predicted model, not a curated record. Gene Ontology annotation, cellular component: mediator complex. Gene Ontology annotation, biological process: positive regulation of DNA-templated transcription.
ACACAAACACUUCAAAAUUCCGUCGAUAGACAUGGAAGUUAACUGAGUUUCAGGACGUCUGUGGUGAAUAUUCUUACACAGAACUGUAUGGUUAAUGUAUAUGUUUAUAAAUAAGUCGUCAUACGUUAUCCCUUUCCCGCCACAUACACAUUUCGCAUUUUGUGCGUUUUUGUCGAACUAGGUAGUUAAAUGGCUACCUAGUAUGGUACUCCACCAUAGAUUCAGUGACUAUUUAGUUUGACCAUUGCUUAGUCGAAACUAAGCGUUCAGGUAUUACAUUAGCCAAAGCCUUCGUCAGUGAAAUAGCUAUGGAAGUCGUGUAUGUCUGCGAGUGGGAGAAGAGACCCAAAAGCAACCAUAGCCCCUCCAUCUCGUUGGUGUGUGCAUGGUCCUGCAGGAACAUCAUCGCCUUUACAACGGACCUUAAAAAUGAAGAUGACGACAAAGAUCUCAGUCACAUGAUCCAUAUCAUUGACACUGAACAUCCCUGGGAUGUCUAUUCCAUCAAUAGCGGUCAUACAGAAGUUAUCUCAUGCUUAGAAUGGGAUCAGUCAGGAUCCAGGCUACUUUCUGCCGAUGGAGAUGGACAGAUCAAGUGCUGGGCAAUGACCGAGCACCUUGUGAACAGCUGGGAGAGUACUCAAGGCAGCUCUGUUGAGGGAGACCCUAUUGUGGCUCUCUCAUGGCUGCAUAAUGGAGUCAAGCUUGCACUGCAUGUGGAGAAGUCUGGCUCAACCAACUUCGGUGAGAAGUUCUCCCGGGUGAAGUUCUCUCCGUCGCUCACGCUGUUCGGCGGCAAGCCCAUGGAGGGCUGGCUGGCAGUGACGGUGAGCGGCCUGGUGACGGUGUCCCUGCUGAAGCCGAGUGGUGCGCUGCUGUCAGCCAGCGAGAGCCUGUGCCGGCUGCGUGGACGCGUGGCCCUCGCCGACAUCGCCUUCACGGGUGGUGGCAACAUCGUGGUGGCUGCCACUGAUGGCAGCAGCUCCUCCCCCGUACAGUUCUACAAGGUGUGCGUGAGCGUGGUGAACGAGAAGUGCCGCAUUGACACUGAGCUGCUGCCCUCGCUCUUCAUGCGCUGCACCACCGACCCGGUGCGUCGAGACAAGUACCCGGCCGUCACACACCUCAAGUUCCUCACUCGUGAGAACUCUGAACAGGUGCUUCUAUGCGCGUCCAGUCAGAUGGGCAGCAUUGUAGAGUGCUGGUCAUUACGAAAGGAGGGACUACCAGUCAAUAACAUAUUUCAGCAUCGCUCCCCUGUUGUGGGAGAGAAGCAGCCGAUGAUUCUUAAGUGGCGAAUCCUCUCGGCCACUAACGACCUGGACCGCGUCUCUGCCUUGGCUCUGCCCAAGCUGCCCAUCUCGAUCUCGAACACAGACCUUAAAGUUGCCUCCGACACAAAGUUCUGUCCUGGCCUUGGUCUCGCUCUGGCGUUCCACGAUGGCAGUAUUCAGAUAUUGCACCGCCUCUCCCUCCACACCAUGGGGGUCUUCUAUGGGACCUCUGGCUCCUCCCAGCGUGUAGGGGAUGAGCCGACCAUCAAACGGCAGAGAGCUGGCGGCCCCACUGUGCACUUCAGAGCCUUGCAGUUUUCCUGGACCUCUCUGGCUCUGGUCGGCGUAGACAACCAUGGCAAGCUGCACAUGAUCCGAGUCUCUCCCUCCAUGGGCCAGAUAUUAGACAUGAACACUUUGCUCCGCCACCUUCUGUUCCUGCUGGAGUACUGCAUGGUUACAGGCUACGACUGGUGGGAUGUGCUGCUGCAUGUCCAGCCUGGUAUGGUGCAUAACCUGGUGGAGAAGCUGCAUGAAGAGUACAUGAGGCAGAACCAAGCUUUGCAGCAGGUGCUGGCCACCCGCAUUGUAGCUGUGAAGGCCUCUCUGUGCAAGCUGUCUUCGGCCACAGCGGCCCGGGCCUGUGACUUCCACGCCAAACUGCUGCUCAUAGCCAUCAGCUCUACGCUCAAAUCUCUGCUGAGGCCUCAUGUGCUCAACACGCCCGACAAGAGCCCUGGAGAUCGGCUAGCGGAGAUCUGCGCCAAGAACACAGACGCUGACAUUGACAAGGUGAUGAUCAACCUGAAGACGGAGGAGUUUGUUCUGGAUGGACCCCCACUGCAGUCUCUCCAGCAGCUCAUCCAGUGGGUGGGCGACUUCGUGCUGUACCUGCUCGCCAACCUGCCUAACCAGGGCUCCAUUGUGCGUCCAGGCUUCGGCUUCCUUCGCGACGGGUCCUCGCUGGGCAUGCUGCGGGAGAUGAUGGUGAUGAUCCGAAUCUGGGGCCUGCUGAAGCCGGGCUGCCUGCCCAUCUACACGGCUACGUCAGACAACCAGGACAGCAUGUCUCUGCUGUUCCGCCUCCUCACCAAGCUCUGGCUCUGCUCGCGAGACGAGGGCCACCCCCAGGAGCCGGACGAGACGCUGCUGGACGAGUGCUGCCUGCUGCCCAGCCAGCUGCUGGUACCCAGCAUGGACUGGCUGCCCAUCAACGACGGUGUCAUCACCAAAAUCCAGACCAAGCAUCAACUGCGUUUGCAGUUCGGCAAACCCUACACACUGCCGGGACUCAACCCCAACGGCCAGGUGGAGCUCUUCUCCAGGAGUCCAGCAUCCCAGAGGAUGGACAAUCUCCGCUGCUUACACAUGGGCAUCUGUCCCACAGAGGACAGCAAAGCCUGUACCAGGUGUGGCUGUGUUACGAUGCUGCGCUCCCCAAAUAAGACCAACGCUAUGAAACAGUGGGAGCAGCGCUGGAUCAAGAACUGUCUGUGUGGAGGUCUCUGGAGGAAGAUCCCCAACUCACUGCCAUAAGAUGGUCUCAACUGGCAGCAGGCCCAUAACGAGGAGGGGGUGAAGAUGUGCGUCAUGUGCUACUGUCCUGCAUUUGUGGGCUACGUGACUUAGUGGGGUGGUUAGCGUUGCCAUACCAUUACAAGUCAAAGGAACUGACUGUAUGUGUUCUCACUGCCGAGGCGUUUAAAUCCCUAAUCAGGCAGCUUCAGUGAAAUGUUUGUUUAAAUAAUGAGUAAUGGUUUAAUAAUGUACUGUUUUAACUAUCUGUAAAUAUUACCCAUUACUUUUUCAAAAAAAUUUUUUUUAUAAUAUUUUAAUUUUCAAUAAACUCAG